Messenger RNA from Nematocida parisii ERTm1, 828 nucleotides. RefSeq lists its product as uncharacterized. The transcript has a single exon. NCBI's taxonomy places the organism in Eukaryota, Fungi, Microsporidia. The record is from RefSeq and is a predicted model, not a curated record. Bases 1 to 828 code for a protein of 275 amino acids.
AUGUGUAAUAAUUAUGAGAAGGAAGGUAACGGACCAGUUUUCAAUAGAAUUGUAAUUCCAAUUGAAAUUAAAGAGUAUAAACCAACAUUAACAGAAUAUAGGUCACAGACUAUGGCUCUAUUUAAGCAUUUGGCAAGUACACCAGUGCACCCAUGGUCAGCAUUUGAAAAUCAACUGGAAGAGCAUUAUAAAGAGUUAUACAAUCUAGAGCUGAGUAUAGACUGUGAGUGGAACCAAUUACUUAGUGCAGAUAAUGAUAUAAGACGAAAUGAGUUCUAUUAUUUGGUACAGGAGAUUAUUUCUGUAAAAAAAUACUUAGACCACUGCAAAAACUUUAAUAUAUCCAUAGGCGUGGUAUCCCCUUCUCACAUAGUCACUAAACUGAAUGACCUUUUAACCCCAUUGAGCACAAACAAUGAAAAGUUUGAGAUAGUGAAUGACUCUUCUAAUAAAACUGACUUUAUACUAUACAUAGUUAAAACUCCACCGGAUUCUACUGAAAGCACGCCUGCUGUUUGUGAAAUUGCCAGAGAUGAGAAUUCUGUAUCAAAUGAUCAGCCUAAUGAUGUGCCAAGUAGUUCUUCAUGCAGUAUGAAUAUUCAAAAUAGCAAUACAAGUUUAAAGAAAGGUGCAUGCACGGGCUGUAGAAAUUUGUGUGGGAGGGCAUUGCAUAUUAUUACACAUCCCUUUUCCAAUAUAGAAUGUAAGGGCCGCCUCCUGUGUGCAGUUAAUAUUGUAUGCAGUAUUAUAUUUGGUUUACUGGGAAUUUUUAUUCUAGUCAAAUAUAUAUUAUGGGCAAUACAUGUAUUUGAAAAUGAGAGUAAUUAA